CACUUGAACGCGCGGAGGGGGAGGAGGGCUGCGAGAGAAAACAAACCGAGAAAAUUGUUCGCCUGAAACGAAAGUACCACUACCAAGUGCCAUUCGUCCCCCACCGUUAUUUGUUUUCGGAGCGAUCUGUGCGAUUGCGAUGUAGUUUUGUCGACUUCACGCUGCGGUGUUGUUGCUCCUUUCCAAGCAUCCGGUAAAAAUAAUAUAAGUGUCUGUGGGGCUACUGUACGGACGGCCAGUGCAGAACUGUUCUGAUGUGUCAAUAAGUUUGAGGCUGGAAUGAGAAGGCCCUGGCGUUCCGACCGGAUUUCAGGGGUCAUCUUCAUCGCAUGAUACAGCCUGACUGACAGAUCCAUCCUCAUCUUUCAAAUACCGUAUUUCCAUAUUCUGUGGCUCUGGUCAGCAGCAGAAUGAAGGGUGGAGGUGGAGGGAAAGAGCCUCCGGGGGAGGGUGAGGUCAGCGGGAAGAGACCCAAACGCAAGUGUCUGCAGUGGCACCCGCUGCUGGCCAAGAAAGCUCCAGACUUCUCUGAGGAAGAGGAGGAGGAGGACGAAGAGGAGCUGGAGAAGGAGCCGGUGUUAUGUGCGGAGAGCAGUGUUCAGGAGGGAGAGUGUGGCGGGAUGGAGGAUGACAGUGAAGAAUACUCCUCUGAACAGCGGGCUCGGCGGCCCAUGAACGCCUUUCUGCUAUUCUGCAAACGCCAUCGCUCGCUGGUCCGUCAGGAACAUCCACGAUUAGACAACCGAGGAGCCACUAAAAUCCUGGCCGACUGGUGGGCCGUACUGGACCCCAAAGAAAAGCAGAAAUACACAGACAUGGCCAAGGAGUACAAGGAUGCAUUCAUGAAGGCUAACCCCGGAUACAAAUGGUGUCCCGCCACCAACAAGCCAGUAAAGAGUCCUUCUCAUUCCGUUAGUAAUUCCCGCAAGAAGGUCUGGUCUCUUCCCUCCAACCCAAACAAGGACCCAUCAGUUGCCAAAAAAACAGCCCAAAAACUGGACAGCACACCUCAGCUCAACUUCGCCAUGGCUGAUCCCAAUAAAAUGGGUGGUCUAAGCAUGCUGCUGUUAGCUGGGGAACACGCACUGACCCGCCAGAGAGGUGUAAUGAAGAAGAUAUAG
This is a messenger RNA of Danio aesculapii, 1121 nucleotides long. Its product is annotated as HMG box transcription factor BBX-like. Gene Ontology annotation, biological process: regulation of transcription by RNA polymerase II. NCBI's taxonomy places the organism in Eukaryota, Metazoa, Chordata, Actinopteri, Cypriniformes, Danionidae. Gene Ontology annotation, molecular function: DNA-binding transcription factor activity, RNA polymerase II-specific; RNA polymerase II transcription regulatory region sequence-specific DNA binding. Gene Ontology annotation, cellular component: nucleus. The record is from RefSeq and is a predicted model, not a curated record.